Molecule: messenger RNA, 618 nt
Organism: Diplodia corticola
Lineage: Eukaryota; Fungi; Ascomycota; Dothideomycetes; Botryosphaeriales; Botryosphaeriaceae
Product: protein bli-3
Exons: 3
Coding region: 1-618 (205 amino acids)
Source: RefSeq, a predicted model, not a curated record
AUGUCGACCUUCAGCAACGCCGACACCGGCAGCAAGACCGCCGACCCCUAUGUCGCCAAGAAUUUGCAGGAGCCUGACCUCAAGACCAAGGUCACGGAUCUGCUUAAUUUCGCCGACAAGCAGAAGUUCUGCAUGAUGACUACUGUCACACACAGCGGACUGCUGGCAAGCAGAUGCAUGGCCCUCGCCGGCAAGGAGGCGAACGGUCUCGACCUUCUGUUCCACACAAACACUGAGUCGGGCAAGACGGACGACCUGAAAGACGAUGCACACAUCAAUCUCUCGUUCCUGUCGUCGGCGGGCGAGUGGGCGUCGAUCAGUGGCAAUGCAUCCAUCGAGACGGACCGCGCAGUCGUCAAGAAGUACUACUCGGCCGGUCUGAAGGCGUGGCUCGGCGACCUCGGAGACGGCACCCACGACGGCGGCCCGGAUGACCCGCGCAUUGCUGUCAUCCGAGUCAAGGCGGUGACGGCCCAGUACGCCAUCUCCAGCAAGACGUCGGUCGGCCAGUUCGUGGAAUUCGCCAAGGGCGUUGCCACGGGCGAGACGCCGGCAAUCAACAAGCUGAGGAAGCUCGACGAGUCGGAGGUUCAGCAGUGGCGCACGAGUGGGCAGUAG